Messenger RNA from Bactrocera oleae (olive fruit fly), 1737 nucleotides. Its product is annotated as transmembrane protease serine 9. Gene Ontology annotation, biological process: proteolysis. NCBI's taxonomy places the organism in Eukaryota, Metazoa, Arthropoda, Insecta, Diptera, Tephritidae. Gene Ontology annotation, molecular function: serine-type endopeptidase activity. The record is from RefSeq and is a predicted model, not a curated record.
UAUGCAACUCGACCGUCAAUUUUGUGUUGCAAUAUAAACGCGUUCUAAGCGCAAACCACGACGCAUUCAGUGCGCAGUCAUAACUCAGUCGCAUCAAACAAACAUGGCUCAAAGCAGUGGAUUUGAUUGGCUGCUUUUGGUUUACGGUUUAAGCCUACUUUGCCUAGUUUCCAAGUGUAAUGCAUUUUAUUCCCGUAUUGUAAAUGGCACACAGGCUAAUGAGGGCGAAUUUCCUUUUGUGGUAUCCCUGCGCCGCGCCUCCGAUGGGCGUCACAAGUGUGGCGCUUCGCUGUUGAAUCGUGUGUGGGUGCUUACCGCUGCGCACUGUGUGGUGAAAACGCAACCCGGGCAAUUGACUAUACAAUAUGGCGGUAACGAAUUGGUUGCGAACAGCAUCAAAGUGUCGAAUGUCAGUAAGAUAAUAGUGCAUGAAAAUUAUGAACCGGGAAAUUUGCAUCUUAACGAUAUUGCGUUGUUGCGCCUGCAAACGCCACUCAAGUUUGGUUCUAAAGUGCGCGCCGUGCACCUGCCGGCAGCGCAACAGGAUACGGUAGAAGCUAUGCCCGCAGUGUUGCUUGGUUGGGGACUGAAUGCGACCGGUGGCGUCAUACAAAAACAUUUGCAAAAGGUGCACCUUCAAACGUUUAGCGAUGAAGAGUGCAGUCAAUGGCAUGGCACACAAUUGCACCCAACAACCAUCUGUGCCGGUGUGCCGGAAGGUGGUCGGGGGCAGUGUAGCGGCGAUUCGGGCGGACCGUUGCUGGUGGAUGGUCAACAGGUGGGCAUUGUUUCUUGGAGUCGUAAGCCUUGUACUGUGGCACCAUAUCCCGGUGUGUUUACGGAGGUUUCCGCCUAUGUGAAUUGGUUGCAACAGAUGAUCGGAAAUGAUCGCGAUGAUGGCGAUUGGGGUGAGAGCGGUGAGUCGUGGGAAGAAUUGACAACGGGGAAUCUCAUUAUAGUGCGUAGUAAAAAGAGAGUGGCCAGCUUGUUGGCUAAACACAAGACAAAAGUCUCGUUACGCCAUCGUUGGAACUUACAACAUUUUUGUGCUGGCACACUGAUACAUCCGCAAUGGAUAUUGACAGCAGCGCACUGUUUAAUGUACACAAAGCAGCCCAAAGAACUGUUCAUACAAUAUGGUUCCAAUAAACUGAAACCGACUAAAUCGAAAUUGAUGAAUGUCAGUGAAAUUAUACGACAUGAGGGUUAUAGUCACACCAUAGCAAUACACGAUUUGGCGCUGUUGAAGUUGGAAAGCGCGAUCAUGCAAAAUAACGCCGAUCUGGUAACACUCGCCAAGGAAAAGCUUUGCUUUGAAGUUUUCAAAACAAAAACGCCGUUUUUGCUUAUCGGUUGGGGUCUAAAUGCGACACAUGGCACUUUGCAACAGCAAUUACAAAAAGUGGAACUAGACUUGCUCCCACGCGAUGAAUGCCGCAAGCGCACACAAUCACAGCUUUAUAGCUCAACUAUAUGCGCCGUAGCACCCGACGGCACUCAGCAGGGACAAUGCAAUGGUGAUUCCGGUGGACCACUGCUCCUGAAUAAGCAACAAAUUGGCAUCGUUUCGUGGAGUCUUAAGCCAUGUGGCGCUUAUCCUGGAGUAUUUACAAAUAUCGCUUGUUAUGGAAAGUGGAUAUUGGAUUAUAUAAGUGGGGGAAAAUAUGAUAAUAUAUAAACUGCGUACAGACAAGGACUCUUUUGUCGCUCACAUAUUUAUAUAUUACUUACAAAAAA